GUACUUGUCUGUACGUUCACUGGAAAAGAGUGCGACCCACGCUAGUAGUUGCUCUUUCAGCUUGUGAGCGGAAAGCAUUAUUUCCAUUAGUGUGCCCAUUUACUAGUGCUCUGCGCCAUUGAUAAUGAGAAAACUAUUACCACCGCCAAAACAUAUGACACACCUUCAGCGGCACCGGUUGGAAUCGGUCAGCGACAAUAGUGGUGCCAGUGCUCCGUCCACAUCGAGCAAGUCGGACAGUUCGGACGGGUCCGCAUCGGAAAUAUGCGAUGCCAUUCACGAGUGGUCCCUGGAUGCGGCCAGUGAGUCCCAGUCGAUUCCCAGUCAGAACAGCAGUGGCGGCGAAAGUAGUUCCAGUAGCAGUAGUGGACAUAGGCAUCAUCAUCACCACCAUCACCAUGGGCUUCACAACCAUAGUCGGCAUAGUCAACAGCAGAUUCAGAAGCAACCAUUCAACGGGAACUACAUCAACGAAGAUGACAACGAACUUGAGUACAGCAAACACGAUCUGAUCAGUUUGGACGGGGGUAUGAUAACUGACUUCGAGCGAGCCCAGGUGGAGAGCUUUUUCAGCGGACUGGGAACGGAGGUCUACGUCAGCACCUCGCUGGCCAAUCUGUACGAAAGCAUCGGCAAAGACGACUGGCGUCUGGUAUACACCGGCAUCCCGGUGCUGCUGCACGACAAAGGAUGCACCCGAUCGCGCUGUACGCCGCGGGUGAGCUUCGUCCUGGCGGAACGGGGCACCUGCUUCGCCCUCUGGAAGGACACCAUCGACAAUCUAUCCGACUAUAAGGUCGCAGCGGCAGCCUUUCACACCAUGUGUCUCUCGGCAGAUCACCGCAAGGUAAUCGGCUUCAGUUUCGACUCGAACCAGGCCGCCCGAGAGAUGUGGGUCCGCGUGGAGGAACUCAUCAGCAAUCCGGAAAACAUUGCCCUAUCCGCUCCGGGCCGGAAGCGAAAGCCGAAAAAGACCGCCAAACCGAUCAUUCUACCGCCAAAGUCGCAAAUUUCGCAACCCUGUCAGUUCCACCACGUUACCAGCGUUACUACCAACGACAUGCCACGUUACUUCAGCCUGCAAGCGUUUGUGACCCCACCGGUCAAGCACCGGGAACCCUAGGGUCGGGCCAACGGUGGCCGACCAUUUUAUAACUUUUUAUUUCCAUAAUUUUCACAAUUAGCCGUAAUGGGCGAAUGGGCGGGCGGCCACGCGUAUCAUACACGAACAAGCAUUAUGAAUAUUGAUAGAGGUUAUGAUUUUAAAUUAAUGGGCACUGAUUAACAGAGCAUCACUCUAACGUUUUAAUCUGACCCCCGUUUAACGAUAAACGAUGAACGGGAAUUUUAAUUUUAUCUCGCUGAUUUCCGAUCAGGAAAAUUAAUGCGAUUACGGAAAGUCAUCAUUAUUGGUACUCCUCCUCGGUUUGCCCUCGUUUGAAUUGUUUCCGACGAUUCACAAUUGAUUUGACAAAAUGAUAAAGACUAUCGAAGAUACAUAAGGGUAGGUUAAGUUAUCGUAACAUUUAAUUACCUAUUGUUUAACUAAAAGUUACAAGUAUGUAAGAGAAAUGAAGCUUUUGUCAAUCUUUAGGAGAGACGAACUGGUGGAUAUAUUGAGACAGUAAGAGAAUAUAAGGAAGAAUAAACACACAUUUAAUAUGAGACCACUCUAAAUAGUCGUACAAUCGUGUACAUAUUGUGUCUGUGAUAAAUUGAUGGUAUGUGAAGCGAAGGGUUAAUUACAGAAGACAAAAAUUGUGAAAAGCAAACGAAGAAAACUCCUCAGUAAACGAAUGAACAGCAAUAUGUAGGAACCACGUCGAUGGUCGACUGCUCGGUUCCAGUGGGAUAUUUUAAUUCAAAUUAUAAACACGAUUUCAUCCCACCAAACGCAGGAUGUGACGAAAUCCAUUGUCAAUCUUUUAAUUAAAACAGCAAAUUUCCACGAGCACUUUAAUUGAAUUCGACUUUUUCUCUUUGUCCUCCUUCCGAAAAAAAUAAAACUGCGCUCAUUUUUUCACAUUAUUGAAAUUUCAUCAAACCGCACAACGCAAUUGUGACCCGGAGGGAGGACAUAACGAAUACCGAACAAGACCAGUAGCUGGAAGGAUUUUUUUUAAAUUGAAAAUCCGCUUUUCAGGGAAACAAUUACGGCCGGAUAAACGGCGCACGAAAAAACAUACUUAACUUCGCCAUUCAUAGUGAAUUACCAGUUCUAUUGAUGUAAUGGAGAAUAUGUUCGAUCACUAGGGUUAAGUUUUAAACACAUAUGUAGACUGC
Molecule: messenger RNA, 2283 nt
Organism: Aedes albopictus (Asian tiger mosquito)
Lineage: Eukaryota; Metazoa; Arthropoda; Insecta; Diptera; Culicidae
Gene: MESR3
Exons: 4
Coding region: 125-1123 (332 amino acids)
Biological process (GO): regulation of transcription by RNA polymerase II
Cellular component (GO): nucleus
Molecular function (GO): DNA-binding transcription factor activity, RNA polymerase II-specific; RNA polymerase II cis-regulatory region sequence-specific DNA binding
Source: RefSeq, a predicted model, not a curated record